Messenger RNA from Amoebophrya sp. A120, 4797 nucleotides. The record is from the annotation of a GenBank genome assembly. NCBI's taxonomy places the organism in Eukaryota, Dinophyceae, Syndiniales, Amoebophryaceae.
AGGAUAAAGAUCAAUUGCAUCUGCAUAUACUAUUACACGAUCCUCGUAAAGAAGUUCACACUAAACUAUUCGAGUCGUGUCCUCUGCAAAUUCGUCACAUUCCUGCAUCGCCUUGUACGUCCACUGUGGUCCUCUCUGCACGCGUAUUCAGCUGUCCAUUGCAUACUCUGGCUAUCUAUUUCUUCUGACAUAAUUCGGGGAUUUUGUUAUCGCAAUCUCUUCCCAAAAAUUGGGUACUGUUCUUUUUCUUGGGCGGAGAAAAACUAACUACUGGGGUCCGCUUUUAGUACUUCAUCCAAUCGUCCAAAACUUGUUUUUAUGACUAGUACAUUCGUUCUAAAACAAAAAGAUAUGUUCUCCACAUCCGUCAUGUCCUCUGUGUCGUCCUCUAAAUGCCGCAAAACCGUUCUGUUUGCCGGUUUUCUGGCGGUGAGUCUCUCCACAGAGCCUGUUUCCGCAUUCCAGUUGAAACUGAAAGAGGCCCAGCCGGACCUGGUGAUCACUGAUGCGGCUACAGGCGCUCCGAUCCCGGACGCGCCCACCAUGGGGGACGUGAUCAACCAGUUCGCGUUUCCCAUCGUCGACGCGGACUACGAACAGCCCCUCGUCGGCGAACUGAACACCUUCCGCGACCCGGACGCCAGUCCGACUCGCCCGCUCGGGUGGCACUUACAGAUCAAAAAUUUCGACGACCAAUCUCGGACCUACACGAUUGUGAAAGAAAGGGAGGUCGUGGAAGAUGUGAUUCCGGACGCCGAGGGCAUCUACUGGCAAAACACGGUGACAUUUCGGUCCGAACCUGAGCAAGUUUUCAUGGCACACGGCUUUCCGUUUCCGUCCGCAGUGGAACAGGCAAGACGGAGGUCCUCCGGUAGUGGAGACGCAGCUGCGACCUCGUCCAGGUCCAACCUGAUUACCGCCCAGGCCCGGAACGCGGAAAACUUUUACCAGAAAAUCAAGAAUUUAGACCGACUAUUACAGAAGCGGAUCAAGGGGUACGACCCCCGGAACUGCCAGCUCUUGUACAAAAACAUGAACCCAACAGGCGGCGAGGUGAAGUACCACGAUUUACUCCGCCUUUCCUGGGAGGAAAUUCGGGACUUGGAGCUGAAGUUCCCCUUUGCGGAGAACCCCAUGAACGUCGCUGAUCAAGUGAUGGCGAGCCGCACGAGGCGGGAGUUGAAUCAGUUGAUGGAGCAGAAUUUCUACAUAUGCAUUGCAAAUAUGUCUGGGUCUGGAAGGUUGGAACUUGUGAUGCGGAUUCUGGAACAGGCAAAAAUUUGUAUUGCAUGAUCGCCAAAAGCUGCCCAUUUCGUGCUAGGCAAAUUGGGAAUUUCCCAUGCAGGAUAGGUAUCAGAAGGCCUGCGCAAAACCUGUAAUGCUUUUGCGUGCAUUUUUACAGACCAUGUGCAUAGUCCAAAAGAUGCAUGACAAACAAGGGCAUGCCUCCAGACCCAGUCAUAUUUGCAUUUGAUACUACACCCUCUACGUCAAGCAGGUGGAUUUGUCCCUGGUCUCCUUAUUGAAAAACAACUUUUUCGACCCGGGACACGACAGCGUGCUGGUCGCGGAAGUGAUCCGGCCCUCGAUUCCGAACAACAGGGGGUCUUUGUGGCUGACGUUGGCGGAAUUUGCGACGAUUGUGUCAAGGAUGGUGCUGUUCGAAAAGCAACGCGAGCUGGAGGCCGCGGUCGCGUAUGAUGAGUUUAACAUGAACAUGCGGGGUAGAAGUACAGGUGCUCUUGACCAUCUUCUUCCCAGUCGUGGUAGUUCCCCUUCCACCAGAUCCGGGUCGUCCCUCGCCGCCGCAGCACGAACCCGAUUUUUUAACGGGACUUCUGCGCAGCAGACGACGAUGUUGAGCACCACGUCGACCCAAAGUAGCGCUGCUGUGACAAGAGCUGGUGCAGCAACUCGUAGCAGCAGCAGUGGGGCACUCAGUAGAGGAGCAGGAGGUGGACCACGAGCAAGUGCGGGCGAGGUUGCAGCUUCAUCUAGAAGUAGUGCCGGAGCUGCUUCGAGUUCUGCGUACGGGGAGAACUACAAUUAUGUCACGUACCCCAGCCGUAGCUCCAGCAGCAGCAGAGUUGCAGAAGGUGCUGGUGCGAGUCAGAGUGGUCCCCGCCGGGAAAGUAGAAGCACUAGUCGGGCAGGGACGACGAGUGCAGCAGGAACCAGCGGGCGUCGUGGAAAUUCUACAACUCGUGCAGGCACUACGACCCCUGGAGCAGCUGCUAGAGGUCCCUUUUCAAGAACGUCUCGAUCUGCAAGCAACAGCACAACAAGGCGUGUAACAGAUAUUGACGUUUCCGCCGUUGCACCAGCCGCUGCGUUGCGCCAGUCCGAGCAACUACAGCCAGGGCAACAAUCGUUGAAUCAACCACGACAUGAUCAACGACCUGCUGACACUCUUCAUUCCGAAGAGGACGCUGCGAAGCACAGGCAGUUCCUGAAGAAGUACGAGUUUCCGCUCCUUGCCAAGUCCAGCGAGUUGAUGCAGGAGCUGUGGCAGGGCUUGGCGGUCUACUGUGAAAACCAGGAAAAGCCGGAUUUGGUCCGGACGGAAGACGAGAAACAAAACAAUCUGAAGGAGCUGAAAUUUUUAUGCGAAAACCGGCUGAUAUGAACUGCAAAAGUAUCGUACUAGUAUAAAUUGCAUUACAAAUUGGCUCAGCAUUUUUACAAAUGUAAUUUGUAAUGCGGAUUUCCCUUGGUUAGUAGAUUUGUAAUGCGUGGCUGCGAUUAGUACGAGUGCGAUACUUUUGCAAUGCAUAGCUGAGAGACUUCAACAAUGUCAUUCCCUUCGAGCUGCUGCCCCCGACGAAUUUAUCGAAAAAAGACGUAUCAAAUGCAAAAAUGUCUGGGUCUGGAAGAUUGCGAGAUUUGUCAUGCUUGUCUGGCAUGGCCAAAAAGUUUGUGAUGCGUGUCCAAGAAGAGACCCUUUGGCCUGCCAAUGUCAUGCAAAAACGCAGUCUGUCAUGCGAAAAACGCAACAAUUUCUCAUACUUGCCUGUGCAUUGCAGAGCACUCAAUAUUCCCAGCGCAGCAUUACAAGUUUCCAGACCCAGACACUUUUGCAGUUGAUAAGACGUCCACGAGUACCAGGCCUCGGACGAUCUGCUGAGUUACUCCGCGGCCUACCGCAUGCCGGUCGGCGUGUUGCAAACCUAUUCUGAGUAAAAACGUCCCCACCCCAGAGUUGUCAUGCAAUUCUGCAUGCCAAAAAAGUUUCUCAUGCGGAGCCCUAUGAGAAGCAUUUUCUAUUCGUGUUUUAGAAUUUGUGAUGCCAGAAUCAGAAUGCUAUGCUAGACCUGUGAUGCUUCUGAACUAGCUAAACAGCAUUACACUACGAGGACAAACUUGUCAUGCCAGACAACCAAGGCUGGCUGAUUUGUCUAGCAGAUUUCUCAUGUUGACUCUGGUGUGGGGACGUUUUUAAUCAGAAUAAAACCCAGAACAAAACCAUCCUGAACGUCUAUUUCGACGCCCGGUUCGUCUUUUCCGUCUUGCCGCCGCAGACGGGAACUGCAGGUGAAACGGAAAACUUUUACGAGCAGGAAAACCUCUCUCCGAACACGAGGCAAGCGCGGAUUGAGAAGGAGAAGAAGCAGGCGAAGCAGUACUGCAAGCCGUACCUGAAGGAGCUGCAACUGCAAGUCGUCUACUACAAUGCGCAGUACAAUCGGAACACGUACCACACGACCCCGUUGGCGGUUCUCACCCCGGUGUCCCAGAAAGAGGAAGAACACAGCGGCCUGAACUCCUUUUUCCGCUUUUUCACGACGACCAACAGCACCACAACAGCAGCAGCAGAUCACGGUCAACAAGAACCUGAGCUGGUGCAAGAGAAGGAAGCGACGCGGCUCAUUGAGAAGGUCCUAGUUUGGAAAGAAACUUUCCCCAGCGAGGGAACUUUCGACACAAAGCAGUCGAAGCCGAAAAUUUUCCCGGAAUGGAAAGAUUUGAAGAUCAAUGACAAUUUUGCGCAAAAGCCCCGGCCGAUUCGCGGCGUGCUGCAGACGUCUCCGGAAUUCUUCGCGAGUGAAGCGGAGGCGGCGCAGGCAGUGGCGCGAGUCUCCGCUAGAGGUCGAGCAGCGGGAGCGUACUACUUUGGCGCGGACGACGGCGACGCUAUGUUUCGUCCUCUGAAAGUAGAAAGUUAGAGUUGCUUUUAUCAUAGGAAGUAGUUGGCGUUGCUGUCACAUCACAUCUACCCUUUUUAUCACAAAGUUCGCGUUUUGAUUUUGUUUUUGGAGGAAUUGCUGCAUUGAUAUUGAAUUCAAACGCUGCUUCAUCUGGUGCCUUCUGGCACAGUAAUUAAUGAUCAUGUUGCAUAAAUUAGAGAACUCCUAUAAAAACACAUGUACUUAGUUGUAAACGAUUUUCAGUGCAUGACAAGCGUCAGGAAACGGAUCUAGGUUUAGGCCAUUUCCUACAAGUGCUUUCAACCACAGCUUUCGUGGUGUAGCUGUGCGAUGCAAAAAAACAACCACAGCUUUCGUUGUGUAGCUGCGCGAUGCAAAAAAACAACGUCAAUUCGAAUGUGUGAACUGUUGGCCCAGCUAACGAAUUAAAACUUCUUUACUCGUUUGCAACAUACUUAAGCUUCAUUUUCAAGUAGAUUUCCUACGCAUUCCCAUGAUCAUUGCAUUCCCUGAUUCUAAUGACCCACAUUGAUGUAUUCAUGUCUAUCUAGAAAUUCGCUGCGAUUUAUUUUUGCCGGAGAGAAUAAGUACAGCUUCAUCUUCGUAGAAAUAAAGCUUUCCAGUCAAAUGUGAUGUGGGAAACCAAAAGCAA